UUUAAAAUAGUUUUAAAAAAUAGUUUUUAAAAUAGUAACCUACCUUUAUAGUACAGCAAUAAUAUUCAUCUCGCUAAAUGAGUUAUCGAGUUUAGAACAAGUAAUGAUCCAGUUCAUAUCUUCAACUACAUAUCUUCCAAAUUUUUCCCACAACUUGUUGACGAGUGUAAUAUGUUUCCUAUGUCCUGGCAAAUGUCAUGUCAACGCAAAAGUCAAAAGUGCGCGGCAGGUCGGCGUUGUAGUAGAUCCACCCGCAAAAAUUCAUGGAGUUUGGAGCCGAGUCCUCAACGGAAUCCAUAUAAAUUGGUAUAAAUAUGUAUGGCAUAUAGCGGGAGCAACGCAACCAGUUGAUUUAUACAGGAAGCAUGUUCGUGUUGAUUUUCAUUUAACGGUCUUUUAGUCAACUUCCUGACACAGUGACUGCCAUAUAUUUACGUCCAGCUAUGUCUACAUAAUACGUCUGUAAACUAUGCAUAAACACGCAAGGACUGAAACCAAAUGGAUGAAUGGAGCAAGUGAAGCCUUUCCCAGUCACCUGACGGCUGUCUCCUGUCUUUUGUUCGAGUUGCGAUGACGAAACGUAAUGUAGCAUAAAACUGUUUGUGAAUUAACGAAAUUCCAAACAAUUAUGCCCAAACGAAUGCGGAUUUGCUGGCAAAGUUGUUGUGUUGCCUGGACCUGCCCCAAUAAGCUGGAUUUUUUGUCAUGUGGCAGGGCAAUUUAACUUUGUGCAAUUUGGCAUAGUUUGUGGGGCAAUAUGCUGAUUACUUUGAUUGCUGAGCGAGUACCAGAUGAUUACCCACUCCCCGGGCCAAUAAACACUCUAUUAAAUAAGCAUGAACACUGCAAAAUUAACUUAUUUAGUUUCAAGAAUACAUUUGUUUAUACAAGGUGUACAAAUGUUUCUUUGAUACGAGUAUCUAUGCAAUAAGUUGAAUUUCAAUCUGCGCGGCUCGCAGUUCCGUUCCCAUGCAAAGAUUAAAGAUUGAAGAUUUCAUGUUCAUGGUUAAGGCCAAAACGCAUCAAUUGUCAUCAGUGGUUUUUUCAGAUGCAAAUAAUUCGGUCGAAAACGCGACAAAACAAUAGCCAAUGCCUUGAGUUGAACAAUACCGAAAGCCAAAUAGAUCUCUCCUUAUACGAAACCAUAAACAUGUACAUAUAUGGUAUAAGCCUUUAAGCUAAUGCGAUCGUCGCGUGGAGAUUGUGAAUUAAUUUGCCGGGGAAGUUGAAUGCCCUUUGGGCUGCUGUGAAGUUGUGGCGGUGUCUGAACAUGGUUAAUAAAUAAACUAAAAUCUAAAAUGAUUUAGAACCCGACUAGAGAGGGCUGGCAUUAAGCCAAGUGGUGCCAUUAAGCCGCAGAAGUCGCACAAAUUUCAAUUUCAAAUAUAAAUUAUUUCAUCCAAACAAGUUGUGUGUUUUUGAUCGGUUUAGCACCGGAAAUAUGCGAGUGGCGGUACGAUUGUUCAUCUGUCGUGUCUCCCUAUCGAAAGACUGCAGGCGGAAGUGCCUGAAGCUAUAGCCAAGUGUUAUAAUUACACACAAAAGCGGUCCGAAACGAAUGGAGCCGAAAGCAAAUAUAAAUAUCAGUCGAUGAGUCUUGGACGUUGAGUGACCUGGCUUCUGGCGGCGAUCACAAUGAUGAUGAUCUCUUCACGACUUAAUGAACUCACUAAAUGCGUAUUUAGAUGCCAAUUGGUAACUGUAAUGAACUGAACCCAUCACACAUCACCCAUCAUCCAUCGUCUAUUGCUUCCGGCUAUUUUGGGCCCAGUAACCUUGUCCGUUUUUGGCCAAAAAACAUUCGAAAGUUCAGUGCUCCAAAAGUAUGGACCAUCUACAACACGAGCACAUCUUGAACUUUCAAUUCAGACCGCAACAGAACACUCAUCAUCAUGACAUUAGGAAGCGAGUUUGUAUAUAAAAACCAGAAAAUUAACUAUCAGCGGCUUCAGAAUCGAUUUACGAAUCGCCAUAUGCGGAUGCAAAAGCCACAAAAUAAGCCAGAACAAAUUGUUAAAGCGGCCAACAGUGAUCAAAAGUGAUUUCGAGACAAACAAGUUUUCGAUCUAAAUAAAGAAAUAAAAUAAAAACUAAUUCCCAAUCAAUUAAAUAAAAGAAAAAGUACAGAUUAAAGGGAAUCGAAACGGUGAAUAAAUUAUGCAAAAAUAUCAAAAAGUUCUUAGCCGAAAGUCGAGAUAUUUAUAAUGGCCAAGACGCGUGCCCAAAAUCUUGUCUCGUGACGCGUUUGCCGCUUUAUUUCGGAACUCUAUAUAAACUGGUCGCAAAGCCCGACCUUGACACUCACUUUUCUAAACAAUCGACUCUCGGAACCGAGAUCAUUUUUUGGUCUCUGCCUUUUUUUUUUUGGCCAAGAUCUCGUCUUCUUUCUCGGCCGCUUUACAAACCGCCCGUCAGUCUUUCGCCGGACCGGAGAUGGAACGCACGGAUCGCGUCCGCUGAACAGUGUUUAAUAUUAUAAUAUUUUCCCUAAGCUAAUCACUUUAACUAAGAGCACUCGAAAAAUUGAAAACUCAAAACUCUUACCCAAUCGACGCCAGCGUGCAGCGUGCAAACAAUAAAACAAACAAAUAGCCAAACAAAAGUGCAAAAUAAAAAAAAACAAAUACGUGUGCCAGUCCAUGCAACUGCAUAUUUUAAUACAUAAUUAGCCACAGAUCGUGGAAGCAUCUCGGUGCAAGUGUACAGCAUACUAUUGUAUAUAUAUAUAUAUAGUAUCCAUAUACAUUGCAAAAAUGUGGCAGGGAAUCGUGUGCAGCUUGACUUUAUGCCUCGUCGGAUUGGCGGCUUUCGGCCUCGCCAACAAUCUCGCCGGCUACGAAGGUUACACAAAAUACACGGUGCAACAUGGAGACGAGGAUGCCUUCAAGUACAUGGUUGACCUGCAGACGAAUGACGCCGAGCUGGACUUCUGGCUGCUGACCAGAAACUCCUCCGUUCUGACAGUGAGUCCCAAGCGGAAGACCCAGUUCGAGGCGCGUCUGUCCAGUUUGGGAGUCAGCUACGAGAUGCAGCCGCUCAUGGAACUGAUGGCGGCCCUCCAGGCGAAUAGUUCCUUUGCGGAGGACAACUACGAUGGGGAGUACGAGGAGUGCCAGCAGGAGGAGUGCGAGGAGGCGGAGCGACCACGUCGCAGGAGUCGUCGUCAGGCGCGCGGCUUCUUCUCGCACUAUCCACGGUAUCACGAGGUCCUCAGCUUUAUGAGUGGCUUGGCCUCCAGAUAUCCGCAAUACUGUCGCUACGAAUCCUUGGGUCGUUCCAACGAGGGUCGGCACAUAGCUGCACUCUCGAUUUCACUGAACAGUAGGGUACGUCCUCGUCGAGUGGCUUAUAUUCAGGCAGCCACCCACGGACGAGAGUGGAUCACCACCCAGACCGUUCUCUAUUUGGCCUACGAGCUGCUGAGCAAUCUGCGCGCCUUCACAAGGGUCCUGCAGGAUGUGGAGAUUUUCCUGGUGCCUCUGGUCAAUCCCGAUGGCUAUGAGUACACUCACACGACGGAUCGUUUCUGGCGCAAGAACCGCCAUCGUUAUGCGGGUCAUUCCUGCUCCGGCGUGGACAUCAAUCGCAACUUUGGCAACCACUGGAACUACCAGGGAGCCAGUCAGAACCUCUGCUCGGAGGUGUACUCGGGCACGGCUCCCAACUCGGAGCCGGAGACGUCGGCGGUGGUUAGGUAUCUGGAAUUCAAUCGAAACCGUGUGAAACUCAGCCUGGAUGUUCACUCAUUUGGCAAAUUCAUUUUUUAUCCCUACGGCUAUGCGAAAAACACCGUGCCACCCACCGUGGGCACACUGCGCUCCGUGGCUCUGAGGGCCGCCAACCAGAUCGGCAGGUACCGUGGAACGCGCUACACCACCGGCACCUCCGCCUCCAUUUUGUACGAGGCAUCCGGCAGUUUGGACGACUUUGCCUACGGCAAUCUGGGAAUCCCGCUGUCCUACACGCUCGAGCUGCCCGGUGACGAGUUCCACGUGCCCGCCCACGACAUCAUCCACGUCUGCAAGGAGACAUUCGCCGGCUUCAUCGAGUUCAUCCGGCAUGUUAGCCUCUACUAGGAGGUGCCACUGUAUUUGCUAAGCCUUUGGGCAAUUGAAUUUAUUGUUUGUUAAAACUAACAUGAUAAGUGACCUCGUUGUUAAGCAUUAAAGAGAUGAAUAGUGAA
This is a messenger RNA of Drosophila santomea, 4183 nucleotides long. RefSeq names its product carboxypeptidase B. The coding region runs from base 2754 to 4076 and encodes 440 amino acids. The record is from RefSeq and is a predicted model, not a curated record. The transcript has 7 exons. Gene Ontology annotation, biological process: proteolysis. Lineage: Eukaryota; Metazoa; Arthropoda; Insecta; Diptera; Drosophilidae. Gene Ontology annotation, molecular function: metallocarboxypeptidase activity; zinc ion binding.